Molecule: messenger RNA, 5700 nt
Organism: Odobenus rosmarus divergens (Pacific walrus)
Lineage: Eukaryota; Metazoa; Chordata; Mammalia; Carnivora; Odobenidae
Gene: ZNF831
Product: zinc finger protein 831
Exons: 5
Coding region: 1-4971 (1656 amino acids)
Source: RefSeq, a predicted model, not a curated record
AUGGAGGUGCCAGAACUCACUCGCGCUUUCUCGCCUGCCGGGGGCCAGCCGGCUCCGGCUCCUAGACACCCAGGAGCCCCAGGUGGGCAGGUCUCACCUCACCUGACCCUGGGCCCUGUCAUUCUGCCACCGGAGCAGGGUCUGGCCACUACCGUGUUCCUGAAGGCCCUGCCCAUCCCAUUGUACCACACAGUGCCUCCGGGGGGCCUCCAGCCGCGUGCCCCCCUUGUGACACACAGCCUCGACGGGGGCAGCAUACCCUUUAUUCUCAGCCCCCUGCUGCGGCCUGAAGGACCCGGCCCUACCCAGGCAGGGAAGCCAGUGGCCCCGGCACUCACCGUGAACAUUGUGGGCACUCUGCCUGUCCUGUCGCCAGGCCUGGGGCCCACGCUGGGGAGCCCGGGCAAGGUACGGAAUGCCGGCAAGUACCUUUGCCCACACUGUGGCCGGGAUUGCCUGAAGCCCAGUGUUUUGGAGAAGCACAUCAGGUCCCACACGGGUGAGAGGCCCUUUCCAUGUGCUACCUGUGGCAUCGCCUUUAAGACCCAGAGCAACCUGUAUAAGCACAGACGCACCCAGACCCACCUCAACCACUCUCGGCUGUCCUCGGAGUCUGAUGGCGGUGGGGGCAGCCUCCUGGAGGAGGGGGACAAGGCUGGGGAGAGCUCCAGAGCAGAUGGCAUGGGGGACAGCAGCAGCCAGAGGGUGGGUGGUGGGGCCCGAUCGGAGAGACCCCUUUCUGUAGGUGCCCAGGGUGCUGGACACUGCCCAGCGCCUGCCAUGCCUCUGUCUUCUGUUGCCAAGACCCUGGGUCUGAAGUUGGAAGCUGUUCCCUGUCCAGGGUCCACAUUUGCUGACAGAGAGACCCCCGUGGACUCUGCCCACACGGCCUCCCCUGGGCUUGCCCUGGCUGGCUCCCAGCCAAGGUGGAAGCUGCCAGAGCAGACGUCCCCGACUACCAGCCGUCUGUGCUCCCUGCAGAAGCAGCAAGUGGUCGCGUCCUCGGAGAAGCCCUGGGACGCCAAGGCCUUGGAGGGCCAGCUGCGGAAGUGUGAGAGCACCGACUCGGGCUACCUGUCCCGCUCGGACAGCGCAGAGCAGCCGCCGGCCCCCGGCAGCCCCCUGCACAGCCUGUCGGGGCACAGUGCUGAGUCUGAGGUGGAGGUGGCCCUAGGGCCUGGGGGGCCCAGCCUGCAGCUGGAGAAGAAGCAGCUGGAGGAGCGCAUCGCCUGGCUCAUCUCCCACAAUCAGGCUGUGGUGGACGAUUCUCAGCUGGACAAUGUGCGGCCCCGCAAGACGGUCCUGUGCAAGCAAGGCAGCAUCGACUUGCCCAUGCCCUACACCUACAAGGACUCCUUCCACUUUGACAUCCGGGCGCUGCAGCCAGGACGGAGGAAACCCGCUGCCCUCAGCUCAGCCCGUUCCACCUUUACCCCCCCGGACAAGGCACGGCCACUCUUCUUUCACUCUGUCCCCACUCAGCUCUCCACCACUGUGGCAUGUGUGCCCAUCACCAGGAGCAACUCACUGCCCUUUGUCGAGGGCACCAGGACAUGGCAGGAGCCCCCAGGCCCUCAGGACGCCUGCCCCAGGAGGCAGAAGCCUCUAAGCCCCAGGCCUGCCCCCGCCCGACUGGUGAAUGUUCCCAGCGGCCACCCCCGGGCCCUGGUCAGACAGGCUGCCGUGGAGGACCUGCCAUGCCCCCCCACUGGAGACAGUCUGGUGCCCGCAGAGGACUCGGAUAGAAACAGAGCUGCUGCUGGGGAGGAGGCAGCCAGCAAGGGCAGAGCAGGCAGUAAGAAGUGCAGCCAGAGGAAGCUGAAGAUGUUCUCCCAGGACAAGUGGCAGGUGUAUGGGAAUGAGACAUUCAAGAGAAUCUACCAGAAAAUGAAAACCAGUUGCCACGGAGGGAAGAAGGCAAGGGAGAUGACCCUGGGUAGUGGGACAGAGCUGGCCCUUCCUCUCCAGGAAGAGUUAGCAGGGAAUGAGGGCACAGUCCCAUCCCAGGACAGGAGGACCCCUGUCCAUGGGGACACAGCUGUGGGGGCCAAGCCAGGGCCUUGCCAAAGUCCACUGGCCCCGGAGGGCUUCUUGGUGAUGGAGUCCCCCAAGCAGAGGGAGAUGGUGGCCAGAGCAGGAGGCAGUGACCAGCCUAGGGUGAACAGGGCCACCUCGCCCCCCACCCUCAGCUGCAGAGAACCCCCCUGUUUGGGCAGCAAGAGCCCCCUGCUUCCUCCAAAUGGGAGGCUGGAGCUGGGGUGUCAGCUGCCUCCAGUGCCUGGUCCCCUCAGGGGAGGUGACCUAGAGGCUCCCAAGCUGAUUUUGCCAGACCCUAAGAUGGAAGAAGGCACCAGUGGUGGUGGGGACAAGAAGGAGACCUGUCAGUGGACCCAAACUGUGCCAAGGCGGCCCAGUGGUAGCUCUGGGGAGCCCCAGCCCUCAGAGGACAAGCUCCCCUCAGAGAGGAAGAAGCUGAAGGUGGAGAAGCUGAGCUGCCAGGAGCAAUCAGAGCCUUUGGGAACAGAAAGAGAGGCCCCAGGUGGCCCCGUGCAGGCCACGUCCCUGCCGUCUCAGAACCAGGACUGUGACCCUGGGGAUAAGCCAGGGGAGCUGCAUGAGAGUGCUGAUGGCAUGGCGAGGGGCAGGGCUGGGCAGCCGAGCAGGCCCUUGGAGCUUUCUGGCGCCCCGUCUGCUGCUCCUUCUGUGGCCCCGAGGCAGGUGGGGCUGAGGGAAGAGACCUUGCCGUGUCCUAGAGCUGCGUCCCUUGGGCAUCGGUCCCACCUGGCCACUCAGGCUCCUGGUGUCCUCGCUGCCCUGGCAGACACUGCCUUCCCCCCCAAGUACCUCCUCAGGUUGCCUCAGGAAGAGACCCACCCACCACCUCCCGUCGCCCUGGGGCUGGGACAAGGCCAGGACCCUGUCUGCAGGAGAAGGUGGCCCGAGGAACAGGCAUCCUUUGUCGGGUCAGGGCUGGGGACCCUCCUGCCUCCCUGCCCGGCUUCAAUCUUGGCCCCCAGUGGGGCAGACAGCUUCCAGGAGGACCCCAGCUGCUCUAGGCCAUGGGGCAGGAGAAAAGGGGUGCAGGGAGAGGAGAGAGGAUACUUGGACACUGGCACCCCAGCAGCGGGGCAGUCCCAUGGCUCAUCCACCAGCAGUCCCAGGGAGACAGCUUCCUUCUUGCCCACCCCAACGUGUGCCACCUGGAAGAGCGGGCCCCCUGACACCCGACACCUCUGCACGGGCAGCACUGUGGUAGGGGCCAAGCCGUCUGGUGGUGUCCUGAAUCCCUGCGCACUUAGCAGGGCGUUGGGACCUCCUGAGAAUGCCCCGGAAGACCCUCCCUCGGGGCCUCUGGCUGGGCUCAAUUCCUGCCACUCCUUCCUCACAGCCCCCACGCCCCCCAGCUGGCCGGAGUUGGCCUUGUGUACCCACUCAGAGACCCUGUGGAGCUUCAGGGCCCACGGCCCUUUCCCGUCAUUGAGGGCUGAGCCCCGACUCACAUGGUGUUGCUUGAGCCGAAGCCUGCCUCUGCCCACAGAGCAGAAGGAAAAGGCUGCUUCUGUGUACCUGGCACUGCACUUCCUUGGUGGCAGCGCGCAGGACAAGGGUCCAGACGCCCGGCCCGUGAGCAGGGCAGUGGUGGGAGGAUGGACGAAGACAGGCCUGGGAGAAGGAGGGCAGGUCCAGACAUCAAAGCUCUCCUGCCCAGUGGCCUCAGGGAUGGUGUCCCAGCCUGAAUGGAAGAAAGGACCGCCGUGGAGGAAGGCGAAGAUGUUCCGGGGGAGCGGCAAACAGAAGCUGAGCAUCCGCUCCAGAAGGUACAAAGGGAGUUUCUUACAGAGCCGCGUCCAGCCGAAAGGGGGCGGACCGCGCAGGCCUCCCAGAGUGCUGAGAAAAGACCGCCACCUACCCCCACUCGAGGGGCUGGGCCCAUGCGGGACCUGCAGGCAGCCUUCUUCAGAAAUGGCAGGUCUGAAUCUGCAAGAGGAACCAUCUCGUGCCUCUUCAGAAUCACCUGUUGGUUGUGGGCACAGAGAGAAGGAGGAGGAGGGCUCCAGACAAACUUCGGGAAGCUUCUCUCCCAGCACAAGUUCAAGGGCCGGGAGUGGAAUAGACCACGUAAUCAUGAAGGUAAUUUCUCCAGCUGCCGGUGGGCGCAGUGACCGCCACCAUCGGAACACUGCUGCUGGGUCAGGACAGUCUGAGCGCCCUGGCUCCUGCGUGGCCGUGGCUACCGACAGGCUUCUGUCUCCAGGCAGAAGUCUCAGCCCGGGAUUGCUGGAGACCCGGCCGCUGCCCUCCCAGGAGCAAGUCUCAGUAGAUAUGAAACCAUACAUUUCCUCCGAUGCUCAGGAGCCUUCUUCCUUUGAGUGCAAAGGAACCUCUCCCUGCCAGGAUGUUGCUCCUUCUGUGGCUGCCAUUUGUGCUCUGGGGGAGAGAGCAGGUCACACAGCCCUGGGAAUUCACGGUGCGGAGCUGCAAGCCCAAAGAGCUGCAGGGGAGGCUCUGACACAAAGCUCCCCCGAGAGAAAAGCUAAAGCGGAGGGCAUGUCACCACCAGUCCUGCCAGGGAGACCUUCAUCCGAGCAAAGAAUUUCAGGUUUGGUUUUGUUGGGGUCAACUGGAAAAACUCAUCUUGAAAUACCAGCAUCAGGAGCAGGCUCCGCUAGUCCAUACCAAGAGGAAGGGCAGCACAAGAUGUUUUUUCCUACUGGGGGACAGGAGGGGCGUGGAGAGGUGGUAGUCCCUUGCCCUCCUUUAGGAAAUGAGGGUGGGAAAUGUCGAGGCUCUGGAUUAACUGCUCUAAAAGAUCGUGUGGUUCCUUCUGACCCAGGGCAGCCCAGAGAAUCCCCUGAAUCCCCUUCAAAAACUGUCAGAAGGAGGGGUCUGGAAGGGCUGAGAAAGCAGACCCGAGUGGAGGUCAGUGACACCAGCAGUGACGAUGAAGACCGGUUAGUGAUAGAGGUGUGACGCUUCUGAGCCUGCGGUUGGAGACCAGAUGCUGUCAGGCAGGCAGGCAGUUGAACUCUUUCACCAAGCACCUACCUAUGAGGAAAACCGUCUGGGGAUCUUUCCAAGGCAUCCCCAGCAGACUCUAGCCCCUAUUCCCCAGAUCCCCUUGUGGUAUACCAGGUGCCAGGCGGGCAAAGGCAGCAACGGAGCCCAGUCUGAGAAUGCUUGGCGCACAAUGACUGCACUCACCUCCCAACCAUGUCUUCUACAUCGGCCCCCACUGCCUCCUCCGCACGAUGGCAUUAACCAGGAUAGCCACAGUCGAUGUAUUUAUGUGCAAGUGAACGGGUAGAGUCAAGUCGACCGACUUCCUCCGUUAGUAAGCUGAGGGUUGGCUUCAAAGGUGGUAAGCACACUUGGGUAACUGGGGUAGCUUGCAGAGGAGAUGGGGCAUCACGAUACAUUUGUUCAUUCUGGAAACCAAAUCCAGAUUCAUUAAAAACUGCAGUUUGGCUAGAAUAACUUGCGUCCUUAGUGGAAGUUGUAAAUAUACUUCAAAAUGCCUAUGAUCUAGUAAAAUGCUGAUUAUCUUUAAAUGUUACACCAGUGGUCAGUGCUUACGUAUGAUCCAAUGACACAAGCAUGUACUGCUCUUGGGCCCCGUGCCUUUUCUCUUGAGACCUCUGAAACCCUUGGUUUUUUUAGCUCUUGCAAAGGAACGCAGUGUUAAAAGUUAAUAGAACAGUC